UAUAUAUAUAGGGUUUCUUCGCAGUUAAUUCAGCUUCUUUCAGCACUACAUACAUCUCUACAAAAGUUUGUACUUAGGUACGUACGGUACAUCCAUUACAAGGGCAGUAAGCUAUCCAUCACACCCAAAGAUACAUCGAUCAUUGUGCAAUAAUGAAGGGAAAAGGUGCAAAACUCUUGAAGCAGAUAAUAUGCAUGGUAAGCAGCUUAACUAGAGCCAAAUGCAUGGUGUUAAGGACGAAAACCGAUGCCAUGAAAGCACGGCUUAUGGUCACGGCACUGACCGUCCUGUCCAAGAAAAAGAAGUUGUCGGUCGGCGCCAUCUCUGGAAAGAUCAACAACGCGAUAGACGGGAUAUUCAACCAUCGUAGAAGUAGUAGUAGUAAAGAUAUUGGGGAGGAGGAUGCCGAUGAUGAUCAAGUCAGUAAGGCCAUUGUUCUGUACAGCAACAAGGUGGCGAUGGAGCAUGAAAGCGCUGGUUUGGUUAGCGAUGAGGCGACCGGCUGCAGCUCCGGCCUCGAGCAGUGGAGUCGGUAUGAUGAGGAGAACGAAGACGAUAAGUAUCCGGAUCUGCGGCAUUCGCUGUUUGAUGAGGAGGAGAAGGAGCUGGAGGAUUUGCUGGACGACACGAACUCGUCGGUGAUAGAUCUUGUGAAGAAUUCGAAGGAAAAUGGAGAGGGUUUCAAUCUUGAAGACGAGAUUGACGAGGUGGCUGACUUGUUUAUAAAUAAGUUCCACAAGCGGAUACGCCUCCAGAAGCUGCUUUCCUUCAAAAGGUAUCAGCAGAUGCUGGAGAGAAGUACCUGAUGAGUCUGCAUGGAGUAUUUUUCCAACAAUGGUUUUUUUUUUUAUUAAAGAAAUUAUCAAAGCCCAAUUUCUUGAAACUCAAACCCAUGACUUAUCUUUCAGUAUUGGGUUAUUUGAUUGUUCCUACUUCCGACAAUAUGGAGUAACAUGUCUUUUCAUUCUGAAAAAAAAAAGUAAUAAUAAUCUCACUUUUAUUUAUUGUAUCUGUCCUUAUUAUAAAAAGGCGCAUAUGUACGUCUAAUACGGACGCGUUGAUCAGAUGAUAAAUGUAAUAGUAUUUGGCUCAUGACUUUAUUAUUAGGGGGUCGUGAUGCUGUUUGUUUUAUUCAA
This is a messenger RNA of Sesamum indicum (sesame), 1136 nucleotides long. Its product is annotated as transcription elongation factor. Lineage: Eukaryota; Viridiplantae; Streptophyta; Magnoliopsida; Lamiales; Pedaliaceae. The record is from RefSeq and is a predicted model, not a curated record.